AUGAGGAUCAGGUCAAAAGCACGGAAAGAGCACGAGUGGAGAACGCAUGGAACAGAGGGGACAGUAAAUGGCGCACGAUGUGGGGAACGCUCAAUUGGACCUCUGCUGCAGGCACGAAUCCGAAAAAGUCCAAAUUGCCCCCACUCAUUUGCCUUGGAUGUUGCUCCGGGUUUUUCUUUGAUCAAAAUUCAAUUGUGCGACGUUGGUUUGAACGAUCUCCAAGUCUCCGAGUCGUUUACAGAAAACUUACGGAAAGAACUUGAGGCAGAGAUAAUGAUUCAGGGCCAAGUAUGGGGGAUUGCCAAUGUUAAUGCAACCGCUAUUCCACCAGCUCAAAGCGAACAACCUCUGAAGGUUGCAUCAGUAUCAACUCAAGGAUUUGCCUGUGCCUCUAACUCGACCUGUGACCCCUCCGUCGCCAGUAAAGGAGGUUGUAGCUGCGUCGAUGGCCGUGGCGGUGGCUGGAUCUGUUGCUGGGGCAGCAUCCACGGCUGGUCGUGCGGUUGCUUCAUCUGGGGUACUGCUGUUGCAACAUCCUUGACAGCAUUGCAGCAAUCUCUUCUUCCUGUCUCAAGAUUUCUAGCUAGAAUAGCCCAACACUUGGGAGGUGGAGGCGUGGCUGGAGCGGUGGGGGCAACGAUCGUCUAUCCGCUAGAUACCAUCAAAACUCGAAUGCAAGCUCAGAACCUGGAUGGUGACGAACUUCAAUACAAAGAUGAGAUUGAUUGCUUUAAGCAGCUUGUUAUUAAGGAAGGGCCAGCGUCUCUCUACAGCGGUCUGGUACCGCAACUCUUGGGCAUAGCUCCUGAGAAGGCUAUGAAGCUGACAGUAAAUGAGGCAUUGUUGAGUAGCCUUGAAACAAUGAUGCCUGGUUCACGUUUAUGGGCGUUGGAAUUUAUCGCUGGAGGGGGUGGAGGUGCUUCUCAGGUGGUAUUCACAAACCCUAUGGAAAUUGUUAAAGUUCGACCUCAGACUCAAGAAGAGGGUGCACCAAAGAAAUCCUUCUGGUCUAUCGUGAAAGAACUCGGAGUCACCGGUCUUUACGAAGGUGCAAGUGUUGCCCUAGCCCGUGAUGUUCCAAGCUCCGCCAUCUUCUUUGCUACUUACACACUGUUACGUCAACUCUACACUGAACAAAGUUUUCUUGCUGGAGCCAUCGCUGCUAUACCUGCCACUAUUUUGGUCACUCCUAUGGAUAUCAUAAAAACUAGACUUCAGAAAGAACCUGCACCAGGAGAGCCACUAUAUGCUGACUGGUGGGAAUGCUUGCAAGAUAUUGUAAAUAAAGCGGGACCGCAAGCACUUUUCAAAGGCAGCCUACUGCAUGUUCUACGAACAAGUCCUCAGUUUGGUAUCACACUGAUGCUUUAUGAGAUCUUGUGCGACAGGUCAUGAGCUCGUGAACUCUGGCCUCAAAAGGUUUGAUAGUUAAAUUACUGUCCUAUUCAUUCAUCUAUGCAAUUACGACUAUGGGAACCUCCCCGGCUAUGGAAUCCUUGAAACUUACUGCACCUGAACAUACAAAUACAGAGGUGACUGACCAAGUGCCUCGUGUGCCAUAUGGUAGGAACUGUCUAUUGUAGUUUAACCCAUUUGAAAAACAUCAAAGGAUCCUUUUGAUUAGAGUGCUGACCCUUGAUAGUGGCCUGUACCCCAAUUCUUCUGUGCACUAUUCCUCCACUUCGGAAACCAUUUGUAAUUUUUUUCGGAUAAAGUCACACUCGUCUUGCGCUUCGGUUUCAUCCA
Messenger RNA from Physcomitrium patens, 1746 nucleotides. RefSeq lists its product as uncharacterized. Gene Ontology annotation, biological process: transmembrane transport. Gene Ontology annotation, molecular function: transmembrane transporter activity. NCBI's taxonomy places the organism in Eukaryota, Viridiplantae, Streptophyta, Bryopsida, Funariales, Funariaceae. The record is from RefSeq and is a predicted model, not a curated record.